AUGCAGAAUGAGCAAAAGGAUGAGGUUGUUUGGGCUGUGAAUAGAUUAAAAGACUUGAUCAUUAAUGAGGACAAUCUGCCGAAGGUCUUUGUUACAGACAAAGACCAAGUUUUGAUGGAAGCAUUGGAAACUGUUUUUCCCGCAGCUCGCUGUCUUCUAUGUCAGUUUCAUGUACUUAAGAGUGUAACUGGCGAGAUGAAGAAACUUGUGAAAGACAUUGAGACACGUGAAGACAUUACUGAUAGAUGGAAUCAGUUGAUGUAUGCUGCCAACGAGGUUGAGUAUGAUAAAGCUGUGGGUGCUAUGUCGAAUACCGGUGAGCUCUGGACUUACAUUGAGACUAACUGGUUGCCUUUGAGAAGCAAGUUUGUGAAGUUUGAGAUUGAUACUUGUAUGCACAUGGGGUGCACGACAACAAACAGAGUUGAGGGGGCACACUCAAAGCUGAAGAAACUAUUGUCCGACAGUAAGGGUGACUUGGUCAUUGCGUGGACUGCGAUGAACAAGCUUAUUAUCAUGCAGCAUGACAAGAUAAAGGAGUCCUUCCAGCUCAGCAUAUUUGUCACAGAGCAUUCUUUGAAUGACCCGUUCUAUAAGCAUUUGCGCGGGUUUGUAUCUAGAGCCGCAUUGCACAUUAUUGUUAAAGAGAAGACUCAAAUUGGCAUGAUUGGGGUUGGUGGUAUAUACUGUGAAUGUGUACUUAGGAGAACCCAUGGACUACCAUGUGCUUGUGAGCUCAUGAAGUUUGAAUCUGUCCCAUUACUUGCAAUUCAUCCACAUUGGAGGAAAUUGACUUGGGAUUCUUCGGACCGUGACAUGGAUCCAACAUUGGGUUUGAGUUUUGAGUCUGAAUUUGAUAAAUUACGAACCAAGUUCGAGGAGUCUUCUCACGGAGUUAGAAUGUCGAUCAUUGAGAGCCUUAGAAUGAUUACUUAUCCAGAAACGACUUCUAUGUGCGCUCCAACAAAGAAGAAAACAAGGGGUAGGCCAAUGAGAUCCACUAACAAGCCCAAGAAGUUUGCCAAGGGAUGUGGUGAGACCUCUACAAAGCGCAUUCCUUGUAGAUGGGAGACUAUUGACAAGGAGUAUCCGGGCUCAUGGCGUGAUAGCAACACGACACCAUUACAGGAACCUUCUCCAAAGGUUAGGUCUCAAAAGGCUUCGAAGGCUUCUAAGGCUUCUAAGGCUUCUAAGGUUUCUACGGCUUCUAAGGCUUCUAAGGUACAAAGUCCUCUGAUCCGGAUGGUGUGUACAAAGAAUAAGAAGCCUGUGAGUAGUUACCUACGUCGGCGCUACCUUAAACAAAUCCCUGAUGAGUUUCAUCCAUUCGUUGUUGACUUUAUAAAUGUAAAGGGAGAUGGCCACUGUGGAUAUAGAUGUGUUGCAUCGUUGAAGGGUCUUGCAGAAGACGAUUGA
Lotus japonicus is the source of this 1416-nucleotide messenger RNA. RefSeq lists its product as uncharacterized. Bases 1 to 1416 code for a protein of 471 amino acids. NCBI's taxonomy places the organism in Eukaryota, Viridiplantae, Streptophyta, Magnoliopsida, Fabales, Fabaceae. The transcript has 2 exons. The record is from RefSeq and is a predicted model, not a curated record.